This is a messenger RNA of Pogonomyrmex barbatus (red harvester ant), 1577 nucleotides long. RefSeq lists its product as uncharacterized. The record is from RefSeq and is a predicted model, not a curated record. NCBI's taxonomy places the organism in Eukaryota, Metazoa, Arthropoda, Insecta, Hymenoptera, Formicidae. Gene Ontology annotation, cellular component: membrane.
AUGCUCCUUCAACGGGGCUGCACUUGCCUGACGUUGAUGUCGCUUCUGCUCAGCUUGUCCACCGGCGAGCUCUUCUAUCAGGAUGCGCUUCCGGAAACGUCGGAGGAUAUCGCGCUGAAGCAUCUGGCCCGUUAUCUGGAGGCGCAACGUCUUCAUCGGUCGCAUCUACCCACGUUCCUGUCGCCGAUGCACAAGAAACACAACAAUCUGUUGGAUCGGCAGGAGGAACGCGAGACCUUAAAGCUCCUGGCCGAAAGAAAAGCAACUCUGGACACUCUGAAGCAGAAGCUGGAAACGUGGCUGCGUCAUGCGUAUGGUUCGAACCAUCGGAUCGACGCAGAUCGGAUAGUGGAUCGAGAACCGGAAUACCUUUAUUAUAAUCCGGAUCUCAAGCAUCCUGAUUACCUCGAAGAAAAACAACCGAACGAGAACGACGAUCCUUUCUCCAAGGAUCUUGAAUAUGGGCAAACUUUAGAUGUUGAUAGAGAUGCGAUCAAUUUCCGGGAGAAAUAUAUAAAUCAUAAUCACGCGACAAGCGUGUUACAUGAUGAAAGUGGAAGAGAAGCGGCUGCUGUGCGGCCGGCAACAGCAGCGACCGGGCCGGAAUUCACAUAUAAGUUCGACGACUCAAAUCUCAAGGAGAAGCAUCCGUUUGCGGUGAAGCCUAACGAUCCUAGAUAUUACGGCACAGCACCGUUUUCGUCGGAUGAUUUAGAUUGGCAAGAUGCUUCGAGGAUGAAUUGGAAGGAAAAAAUUGCGGAUAAAGAGCGACUAUUGAUAAAACAUGAAGAUGAUAUGCGGCAUGUUAAUCCGAAGAUGCCGAAGGAUUUAACCGCAGAACUUGACGUAUCGGAACCGGAAAAAUCUACAGAACAUCAUCCGCCUAUAAUCGUGCCCGUAAAUCAUGACUUAAAUAAUGACAUUUAUUUCAUCGCCAUUGUGGCUGGUUGCAGUGCAGCCGCGAUGUUCGCUUUAGUAUUAAUCAGUUUAACGUGGUGCAGAUUGCAACGCGGUGCGAAAGCUGCAGCAGACAUAGAAUAUCCUGCUUAUGGAGUGACAGGACCGAACAAGGAUGUAUCGCCUUCCGGUGAUCAGAGACUCGCCCAAUCCGCCCAGAUGUAUCAUUUCCAACACCAAAAACAACAAAUUAUCGCUAUGGAAAAUCGCACUUCUGCAACGAGAGAUCCGGGUUCCCUUUCGGAAGCGGAGAGCGAUGAAGAGAACGAAGAGGGUGACUACACUGUUUAUGAAUGUCCAGGACUUGCAUCUACUGGCGAAAUGGAGGUGAAGAACCCAAUGUUCCAUGAUGAUCCUACUCCGGCGACGCCAGCGACGCAGAAUAACAAAAAAGAGGACCACAUAUAGUUCCAAUAAAGUAGAGAGAGUAAAAACCACGCGCGCGUGAUCUGAAGAAAUCUUUCCUGGUGCUUAGCUCACUGUUAAUGUACCAUAUCGGAAACGUUUAUCUAUUAUAUUGAGUGUAACACAAUUUUAAUAUUUAUAUAUAGCGCGAGAAGGAGCGAUGCGUUUUACGAGAAAGAGAAGGGCUGUGAAAGAGGGAGAGAGAGAGAGAGAGA